Molecule: messenger RNA, 1160 nt
Organism: Varanus komodoensis (Komodo dragon)
Lineage: Eukaryota; Metazoa; Chordata; Lepidosauria; Squamata; Varanidae
Product: organic solute transporter subunit alpha-like
Exons: 8
Coding region: 144-1160 (338 amino acids)
Biological process (GO): bile acid and bile salt transport
Cellular component (GO): plasma membrane; endoplasmic reticulum membrane
Molecular function (GO): transporter activity
Source: RefSeq, a predicted model, not a curated record
CUUGACUGCAAGAACAAAGAGAAACUAGCAGCCGUCUAUUCCUGUCUUCCUUAGGGCUGCUGCAGUCAGAGAAAGAAAAGACGCUGCAUACCAAUGGCUAGAGAGAAAAGAAGGGAUAAGAGCCCCUGAAAAAGUUUCUUGAAAUGGAAGAAGUUGUAGAUAAUAGGACAUUGGAUCCUGCCUGCACUGCUGAUGAACGCCCAUUCUCCCAUGUAAUAUUGGAAAGCCUUGAUUUAACUGGAAUAUUGCUUUUUGCCAUGCUGACCUUAAUGACAUUCACUGCGAUCUUGGUGUUUGUGGAGGAAGUUUUCUACAUCUACCACAAAAUCCCUCCGUCCAAAAGGUCAAUUUUUGUUUGGAUUAAUGGAGUAGCUCCAGUGAUAGCUACUACAUCUUGCAUUGGGAUGUGGAUUCCUCGCUCAACUAUGUUUGCAGAUUUUGCUGCAGCAGUCUUUUUUGCUAUCGUUAACCACAAGUUCCUGCUCAUGAUGAUGGUGGAGUGUUCAGGCCAAAAAUCCUUCCUCAGAUACUUUGCGAAUGGCCGCUUCAAGAUAAGCACGGGACCAUGCUGUUGCUGUUGCCUUUGCCUUCCAAAUGUACACAUCAAUAGGCGAACACUAUUUUUACUGAAGCUGGGGACUUUCCAGUUUGCUUUCCUCUGUCCUGUGCUAUUGCUUCUGUCAGUAGUGCUUUGGACCAACAGAAAUUACAGCCUUUCUGAUUUAUCCUUCAGUGGAGCUGCCAUAUGGAUUAACUGCUUCAUAGGUGUCCUGACACUCAUUGCCUUGUGGCCAAUUGGAAUUAUGUUUCAACAAGUUCGAGUUCUCCUUGGCUAUAAGAAGAUUACUCCUAAAUUUGUCCUUUAUCAGUUUGUACUUAUUUUGAAUCAGCUCCAAGCAACCAUCAUCAAUGUACUGGCUAUGGAAGAAGUAAUUGCUUGUGUUCCUCCACUUUCAUCUUCAGCAAGAGGAGCUUAUAUGAACCAACAGCUGCUGAUUAUGGAAAUGUUUCUCAUAACUUUGAUUUCCCGAGUUGUCUACAGGAAAAGAUAUGACCUGGAAUUUCUACAGGAUUCAGACCAGGCAACAAAGGGCACAAAGCGGAACAACACAAUCAGUGAGAAAGCCAACAUUUGUGAAAAGGAAACAACAUCCAUUUAG